AUGAAACGUCUUUUUCGAACAUCUAAACCUACUAUCGAACCACUUCCACCACCCUCUUCAGCACCUUCUUCCCCUCAACCCCGACGACUUCCAUUAGAAGAAAAACGUCAUCAUUUUCAUCAUUCUUCCAAUACCAUUACUCCUUUUCCACUUGAUGCUGGAGUUAAUCCUGUACCUUCACCUACACCUCCUCCUCCACCUGGACAGGUAAAGCCUCCAGACAUACCUCCCAACGUCAAUGUCAGUCCAGAAGGUAGAAAAGGUAAACAAGCUGGUUUGGUGGAGACUCCCCAAUCAAGCUCUAAAUAUGAUAACAGUCCCAAAAACGGAUUACCGAGAGAUAUGAAGUACGAAGGAAAGAGAGGUGAUUCAAGGGAUAUAGACAAUCAAAGAGCUAAGGAAGGAAGAAGAGUAGAGAAACAAAGAGGUAUGAGUGUGGAUAGAACGGGUGUACCAAGUCCAGAUGGUUGGACAAUGAUUUCACCAUUAUCAAAACCACUCGCAGCACCUGAUUUUCCACCAAAUACGAAAUUCCCUUCUAUUUCAGAUUAUCAAGAUACUCAUUUCAUACAACCUCAACAUCAUACAAAUUCAGUUUCACCCGGUUCUUUGUAUUUACCACCAGGAGCAAGACCACCUUCUCCUCCUCCUCAUAUAACUCGAAACGGUUUAUCUUCAAUAUCAUCACCACAACCAAUCCAAAAUGUCCCUAUCAUGCCAUUACCAAUGACAGGUGGUGGGGAUAUAGAAAGAGAAAGUCAAAGACGAGAUAGAGGUUAUUCAAGCGCAUCAUCAGGAAGAUCAGAUGAAGUAAAUAGAAUCAAACCUCAAAAAACAUCACGUAGUCCUUUUGUUGUGGCAGGAGAGAAAUCUAGGAAUCCUUUUAAUUCGAAUAUAUCAGAAAUUGAGGAGAAGAAAAUAAAUAGAAAUCCUUUUGAUGAUAAGUUGGAUGAAUUUCGGAAAACGGAAAUUGGUAUGGGACAAUUAGAAAUGCCAAUUCCCACUAUAAUAGGACAACAGGCUUUUCCUAAUCCUCAUCCAUUUGGAUCUCCCGUGAAAGGUUUACAGAGUCCUUAUUCUCCAGCGUCGGACGAUACGAUUCCAGCCAGACCGUUCGAGGAUCAGAGGGAUAUGAAAUCACCAAAGUUUCCCGAACCGAGAGAGAUACGAAGUCCCAGGAACAUGGAACAAAUGCAGAUAUAUCCGAGGGAUUUGAGGGAAACGCAGAAUAGAGAUGUCAGAGAUACUAGGGAAUUGAAAGAACCUAGAGAAUUGAGAGAGCCCAGGGAAUUGAGAGAACCCAGGGAUAUCAGAGAGCCCAGGGAUAUCAGAGAAACAAGGGAUAUGAGAGAUCCUAGGGAUAUUAGAGAACCCAGAGAUAUGAGAGAACCAAGGGAGAUCAAAGAGAAGGAAGUUAGAGAUGUGAAAGAACCAAAAGAGAAGGAAAAGAAAAAGUUUUGGGGAAUGGGAUGGGAAAAGAAAGAAAAGAAAGAUAAAGUAGACAAAAACAAGGAGAAAGAAUUUGAAGAAUUCGAACCUCGCGCAAGUACCGAUGGAACUGUUGAAGGCAGUGCUUUAGGACAUCCAAGUUCGACAGGUCAUGGUCAUGAAGAAAGAGGUAGGUUAUUAGGAUUAGACUUGGGAAAAUUUAGGGAUAUCGGACAAUCGGAUAGUGUCACUGUCGCUAUUCAAAUACUCUGUUCCAACCCCGACCCCUCCCUCGCUAACAUAUACGACAUCAUCGAACGUAUCAAUCAUUCUCAAUCAGCUGAUUCAGUCGCUAAAGAAACUUCUAGAGCAAUACGAAAACAAUUCAAACAUGGUAAUGAAUCCGAAAGAAGGGCAGCGGCGAAAAUUUGGUUGAUUAUGAUGCGUAAUGUAUCUAUCAAAGGUUUUAAAACACACGCUACAAGUAAAAAGUUUUUACAGUCUUUAGAACCAAUCAUAUUGGCUUCACCCACACAUCCUUUGGUUUCCGCUUCCACGCAUAGGAUGAUAACGGAUAUAUUGGCGAAUUUGGUUUAUCAAUAUGGUGGUGAGAAGGGUUGUGAAGGUUUAGGAGAAUUAUGGGGGAAGGUGAAAAUGCCUCAAGAACCUGAUAUUGGUGUUCCACUCCCUUCUGAUCAUCCUCUCUACACACCCGAUACUCAACAAUUAACUCGUUUCCCCGAUAUCUCUUAUACUUCCCAUCCCACCCCUCCACAUUCUCAUCCAACUUCAAGACGAGGUUCAAGUCCUCAUCUUCAACAUGUAAACGGUCGAACACAAACGAGUUACUCUGGUGUCCCCACGUAUCCCGGGUACGAACAUUUGACUAAUCAUGAAGAAGAUAUGAGAAGGUUAGUAGAUGAAUGUGCGGCUGCGAAGGAGAGUGCGAGAGUUUUAGGAGAAGCUUUGGUCUAUACUAGACCGGAGGAAUUGGAGCAUAAACCUGUGGUGAGGGAAUUCUACACCAAAUGUUUCCACGCACAUGAAUCCCUUACCAACCAAAUGGAUUGGGCUCAAGCAGAAGCUUCCCGAUCACGAGAAGGGAAUCCAGAUCAAGGUAGUACAUCUGAAGAACGUGCUUUGGCAUCUCUGUUCGAAGCUCAUGGUCUGCUGAGUGAGGCAUUGAGACAAUAUGAUGAUUUGGAAAGGAUGGCUGUGGAUGAGAAAGAGAUGAGGGAGGUUAGGGAGAGAAGUAAGAAGGAAACGAGGUUGGAUAGGAAUCAAGGUCUACUCGACUCAUCUGGUCAUCUUUACGUUCCUGACCAAACCGCAUCAUCCUCACGUACUCCAUCCCCUCGUCUCAUUCCACUUACCUUAUCCCCUUCUCAACCUUCUCUUCCUAUCCCUCCCGUUUCUCUCACUCGAUCCCCCGCAUCCCACGUCACACCAUUACAUUCCUCUCCACAAAAUUCCACUCCACUAGCAUCAUCCCCAGCACACAAUAUAAUCCCUCUACCAAAUGAUCGUUCCCGUACUCCUUCCCCUUCCUCCGAUAGAGCUCUACCACACCCACCGAAAAUCGGUACGUCUCCUAGAGCACCAUCACCAUUAGGAAAAGGUAGAUUACCAGGACCUAGACCUUUACCUCAACUUAAUCAUUCACUCAGAUCCGGGACGGCUAGUACUGGGAGUUUAGGUCUUGAUAAUGAGAUUGUAGAGGAUGAAGGGGAGAAGAAACCGAGUAGGAGAGCUUUGGGUAAAAGAAGAGCUGUUGAAGGGGAUGAAGACGCUUUCAACCCUGAUGAUCUCUUCGUAUCCCCUGAUCAAACUUCAUCGGAAAAAUCAUCAGAAGAAUCUUUGGCUGAUGAGGUUUAUCUUGUCAAACCUGUGAAAUACGCUUACGACGCUUAUCAAGAGAAAGUGGAGAAACAGAAAGCUGGGAUUGAUGGAGUCAGUACUUCCGGGUCUAACGUUAGUGCUUUAGGUAGAUGGAAGAAGGCAACUUUAUCGGGGUUGUAUCUUCUGGGGUAUGGUUUACUACCUCAGAUCCGCGGUCGCUUCAGACUUCAGGUUUGGGAUAGCUUCACAAGUGAAUCCCGAGCAUGA
Tremella mesenterica DSM 1558 is the source of this 3534-nucleotide messenger RNA. RefSeq lists its product as uncharacterized. The record is from RefSeq and is a predicted model, not a curated record. The transcript has 7 exons. Gene Ontology annotation, biological process: endocytosis; actin filament organization; actin cortical patch localization. The coding region runs from base 1 to 3534 and encodes 1177 amino acids. Lineage: Eukaryota; Fungi; Basidiomycota; Tremellomycetes; Tremellales; Tremellaceae. Gene Ontology annotation, cellular component: actin cortical patch.